Molecule: messenger RNA, 2350 nt
Organism: Patiria miniata (bat star)
Lineage: Eukaryota; Metazoa; Echinodermata; Asteroidea; Valvatida; Asterinidae
Product: thymus-specific serine protease-like
Exons: 10
Coding region: 190-1689 (499 amino acids)
Biological process (GO): proteolysis
Cellular component (GO): lysosome; endosome
Molecular function (GO): serine-type exopeptidase activity; dipeptidyl-peptidase activity
Source: RefSeq, a predicted model, not a curated record
UGAGUGAACUUGGCCGUGUUAUUUUUGUAUAGACUCGUGACUAGACGAAAUGGACUCACGUGAGGACGACAGUUCUAUGUUUUGGGCCUCCACAAGGUAUAUGUAGCGAGGCCAGUAUAGUCAGCUUCACUGUCAACCUUACACCAUCCACGAAAAUUGCACCGUCCAGAGAGAGCUCCUAUAGUCACGAUGAAGGCAACAACAGUCUUGGCUGUGGUCUGUGUCGCUGCAUGCUUAAGCAUCCAUGCAAGUGCAUUAUCCCCGUUCGGCGUGGGAAGAUCCCAGCUUCACAAGAAGAGAUGGUGGAGCAGCGUGGAUGUCAAUGACCUCCACAAGUAUCACCUUGACGAUGACCCCCAGGGCUAUUUUGGUUACCUGACUCAACCCAUGGACCACUUUGACCCUCUGAUCAACAAGCAUUUCAACCAGCGCUACUGGGUCGUUGACAAGUACUGGAAAUCCAAGAGCCAUCCAGUCUUCCUAUACGAGGGAGAGGAAGCAGAAUUGGAGUUGGGAGAGGUAGCAUAUGGCCACCACGCCGAAAUGGCUCAAGCUCAUGGCGCCCUCAUCCUUGGACUUGAGCACCGUUUCUAUGGCAACAGCACCACCAAGGAAGGACUGUUACUGAGCGAAUUGCAAUAUCUCUCCAGCCAGCAACAACUGGCCGAUCUGGCGGUGUUUCGCGUCUUCGCAGAGAAGAAGUUGGGCAUGUCCGGCACCAACACUUGGAUUGUGAUUGGAGGUUCGUACGCAGGCGCCUUGUCAGCUUGGUUUAGAUUGAAGUACCCCCAUCUGGUGUAUGGCUCUGUAGCCUCGUCAGCUCCCGUGCGCGCUCAGGCCAACUUCGAAGGGUACAACGAAGUGGUAGCCGCCAGCUUUGCAGACCCGAUCGUGUUUGGUUCGGAAAAGUGCGUCGCCAGCAUCAGACAAGGCUUUAGCAAGAUUGAGCAAAUGAAGCAGGCAGGCCAACUCGCCCAAAUCGUGAAAGAUUUCAAUACCUGCCAGGAUAUGACUGACCCCAACGACUUCAAGACCUUCGCCAGUGAUCUCCAAGGCACUUUCAUGAGUGCUGCACAGUACAAUUAUAUCGAAGGAAACUCCUCGAGCAUCGGGACAUUGUGUCAACAAAUGAUGGUUCCAGAUCCGUAUCAGGCUCUGGUCAAAAUGUUUAACCCGGGAUCGACCUGUUCGGAUGUUUCAUUUAAAGACUUCCUCAAAUUACUGACAGACGUCACCUUUGAUCCCGGCGCAAUGUCCCGACAGUGGUUCUAUCAGACUUGCACUCAGUUCGGAUACUAUCAGACUUGUGACAAGAACACAACGUGCAUGUUCCUACCAGAAGUCGAUCUGGACUACUACUUUGCCUGGUGUAAGGGUGGAUACAACAUCCCAUCCUCUGAUGUACUGGAACAAGUGAACUUCACCAACGCGUACUACGGAGCGGACAACCCCAGGGGAACCAGGGUGAUUUUUGUUGAUGGUACCAUUGAUCCGUGGCACGCCCUCAGCGUUCUGAAGGAUCUUCCGGAAGGUCUCAAGUCCGUAUUCAUGAAAGGCACUUCUCACUGCGCGGAUAUGGCGCCCAAUGACCCUGACGCUCCACCGGCACUCAAGGCAGGAAGACUGGAGAUUGAAAAGAUCGUCAGCGGCUGGCUGAUGCAGGCGGAAAUGGAAAAGAAACACAAAUAGAUGUUGCCGUCUGGACUUUAAAACAGAUGACGAAUCUUUGCAAAAAAGUGAUUAAGCAAUAACUAAUGAUAAUAAACAAAAGAAAAUACCGUUGUUCAUGACAUAAAAGAUAAAAACAAUUUAGUCAAAAGCUGAAAUGAACUUCAUGUUUGACCUGGUUUUUGAUACAUGUUAUGGUGCGAUGCUAUCCAAUACCAAUUAAUAAACAACAGACUUCAAUCUACGUAUAUGUAUGUGCAAAUGAUGAUUGCUGCACUUGCAGCCCGUUGUUUCUGUAGGUGAAACUGAACACAACAUUUUCUAGGGAUCGGGGACUGUCUUUGAGGAACAUUUUGAAGAAUUUUCUCGAGGGUACGGGUAUAAGGCGCCAUCAUAUAUGAUUUGGCAAAACAAAAUUUCCCCAAAAUUUCAGGGAACUUUUUACAAAAAUAUAACAAGACAAGGCCAGCCCAGUAAAGCUGAUCCCUGAGCGCAUCAAAUUCUAUCCCACUGAUUCGGAAUCAGUGGCGGGGGGCUUGAGGCCCAGAGGUUGUCAAUUUUUUUUCUUUUUAGUCCCUCGGUUUGACCAUGGUGAUAUGUAUGUGGCUUUUUCCAGAGUGGCAUACUAGUGGUGUAAAUGACACCACCAACGUCAAAAUAGCCCCCCCCCAAAAAAAAAAAA